AUGCUAGCUAAAAACGAGAAAUUUGAUGAUGAUUUAAGCAUCGCUAGUUCAAUUCAAGAUGCUCAAAUGUCACAAAAUUCUUCUCCUUGCUAUGAGGAGAUGAGUGUGGUGGGAAAAGGUGAACAUGGGACUCAUGCAGAAGCAUUUGAAGGCAUUCCCAUAAAUUCUUGUCAAAGGGAUAAAAGUUCAUCACAAAAUAUUUCCAGUUGCAAUGUGGCUUUUCCUCAAACAUCAGAUGAUUUGCCAGCUGAAAUAUUCAUUAAACACUCCAGAACUUCAGCCGGUAGCAGUGAAGAUCUUGAUGAGAAGACUAAGUAUCAAGUCGUUCAGCAGAGAGGACGGUUUAAAGUUACCUCUGAGAAUGUUGACUUGGAAAAGGUGACUCCAGAACAUCCGGCUGCUACUCAACCGUUACCACCUGAUGCUACACCAGCAAAUCUUUCUUCCCAGUCCAUAUUUCCACUACUGCAAAACGCUUUACAGGCAACUAUUACUGGAACAGAGAGUAUUCUUAGUGCAAUGAGGCAAGUGACCCGUGGUGACUCCACAGCUAAUCUUUCAGUGGACUUGGGAUGCGUUCCGUCAAAUUCAGUUGGAGUGGAGAAAUCACUGUUGGAGGCAGCUCUUGACAGGGAGAAGGAAUUAAUUCGUGAAAAUAAUGAUUUACGGUUGAGGCUAUUGGUUGCUCAAGAAGAGCUUCAAAAAUAUAAAACAGAAAAUAAGAGCUCAAAGUGACCUAAACUUUCACGUAGUCUGCAUCAAAGUGAAGAAGGAAAUAGCUAUCUUUGUAAAUGAGAUACCAUAGUUAACAGAUUUAAUUUCCAACUGUACAGUUGGUUUGUUUCUACUUUCUAGGAAGCGGUAAGUUGUUUUUGCUUAUUCUUGUUUGCUAGGCUGAUUCCUGUUAGAAUAAAAUACUUGGGGAUACUGAUUCAUAUUUUGAGUUAACACCACCUUUACAUGAA
This is a messenger RNA of Nicotiana tabacum (common tobacco), 965 nucleotides long. The record is from RefSeq and is a predicted model, not a curated record. Lineage: Eukaryota; Viridiplantae; Streptophyta; Magnoliopsida; Solanales; Solanaceae.